This is a messenger RNA of Racocetra persica, 381 nucleotides long. NCBI's taxonomy places the organism in Eukaryota, Fungi, Glomeromycota, Glomeromycetes, Diversisporales, Gigasporaceae. The record is from the annotation of a GenBank genome assembly.
AUGGAAAAAGCGAAAAGAAGAAAUGAAAAGAAAAGAAUGAAAACAGCGAAAAGAAACAAAAGGGAAGAACGAAAAGAAAGAAGAGGGAAAGAAAAGAAAAAAGGGAAAACGAAAGAAAAAAAAAAGGAAAAAAUCAAAGGAAAACAAAGAGAAAAGAAUGAAAACAACGAAAAGAAACAAAAGGGAAAAGCGAAAAGAAAGAAGAAGGGGAAAAGAAAAGAAAAGAAGGGAAAACGAAAGAAAAAAAAGGAAAAAAUCAAAGGAAAACAAAGAGAAAAGAAUGAAACAACGAAAAGAAACAAAAGGGAAGAGCGAAAAGAAAGAAGAGGGAAAGGAAAAGAAAAAAGGGGAAAACGAAAGAAAAAAAAAGAAAGAAAUUAA